Molecule: messenger RNA, 6356 nt
Organism: Nycticebus coucang (slow loris)
Lineage: Eukaryota; Metazoa; Chordata; Mammalia; Primates; Lorisidae
Gene: F2RL1
Product: F2R like trypsin receptor 1
Exons: 2
Coding region: 1863-3056 (397 amino acids)
Biological process (GO): phospholipase C-activating G protein-coupled receptor signaling pathway; blood coagulation; thrombin-activated receptor signaling pathway
Cellular component (GO): membrane
Molecular function (GO): thrombin-activated receptor activity
Source: RefSeq, a predicted model, not a curated record
UCCAUUUCUGUUAUCCAGACAGCAAUUCCCCUAUUCUCUUAGCAUAUUCGGGGGCAUUUGCUUCUCUUCCUUUUUAGCCAUUUAUUUCCCUGCUCUUGUGAGCCCCUCUCUAAGAGCACAUGUAAGGACAGAAUACCAAACCAGCCACUUAAGUAACUUUGCCGAAAUGUUUUAUAGGGGAUAUGGUUGAAACCACUGGCUAACAUGACAUUUUACACAAUGUUGUCUUCCUGAAUGAAUCUGGAAAUCACAUUAAGUUCAGUUAAUUGGCUCUGUGGUAGAUUCAGCAAGAAGUCACACACAAGAUACAGGCCCUUUAUCAGAUGUAAGUUUUGUCAUAGAUACAGGCCAUGGGAUGGUGGUCAUUUAGUUUGUGUUUAUUCAGAAAUUAAUAAUGGUCAGUGGCAAGUGACUUACUAAACUUUGUUCUUCUAGGGAGAAUCGUGAACUCUCAGAACUGAAGCUCCUCAGGAGUCUACCUGGACUCAUUCAUUCUGGUCCCAGACCCUGGGAGGGAAACCUCUUUCUAACUUGCCAGACAGAUGCCCUGGUCUUUUGCUGUAAGCCCUGCAGUGAAGUGGUUCUCGGCUCCUAAGACUAUAGCUGAUCUCUGGAGCAACUCAAAACACAUCUAGUCCUCUGUACCAAUUAAUCCUUCAAGUAUCUGAAAACACGUCUCUCUUCUCUGUUCCUCCAGUACCAAUAGUUUAAAUAACAGUAACCUUUCUUUUGUUCUACCUUUUUAAAAAAGCAAAUAAAAAGUAAGGCUUUACCAACAUAAUGACGGCCCUAAGCACCCAUCUCCUGUCCCACGUUCCUCUUCUCCCCACCCCUCUCUCUGCCUAUUUAUUUGGUCUAUAUGGGAUCUGAAGGCAGAAAGAAGCCUUUGGAAAGUCUUGGAAGCGUUUACAGUGCAGUGAUUAAUAGAAGAAAGUGGCAGUCAAAAGUCUGAACUACAGUUUGAAUGUGACGGACAUUUAUAAACUGUGUUUUCAAACUGUUAACUCUGGACAAUUUACCCAACCUUUCUAAGCUCCAAAAUUCCAUUUCCUCCUCCGUCAAAUUAUACUUAUGGUGCUGGUUGUUGAGCGGAUUAACCAAGACAGUGCUCCUACUGUGUUGACACUGCCACUUAAGAGUCGCCAUUCCAUUUAUCUUCUCCUGCUCCACCUCCCAGAAGUGGUCUACAAACAGGUGAAGAGGUUUGCUCAAGGUCGCAGCUGGUUCGCGGCAGAGCAAGAACCUAACCCUAGCCCCCAUCCUUCAGUUCCACGCCGCUUUCGCUGGUGUCUGCAGCUGGCUGCCUUGGGUCUGCAGAUCAAAACCUCCUCCUGGGUCCCCGUGUCCACUACCGUGGGGAAGCCCUCCCUGUAUCACUUACCCACAGUAAUUGCAGGGAGCUCCGAUUUGACGGGAAACGUUAGGGAGUUUGACGACAUUAGCUCUUCAGGAGUACUCAGAGGUUAAAGGUAGUUCAAUGUAGGCACAGCCCAGACUGGGACGAAGCCCGGGUCGCCAGCGUCCCUGCUGUUUGCAUUCCAGGGCAGCCGCCUCACUCGCCCGCCCCGCCCGCAGCCUGGGGGACCCGGGCUGGUGCGCGCGGCUCAAGACGCGGAGGUCCAGGCCGGACGGCCGGGGGCGGGGCCUGGCCGCGCGUCCCCGUCCCGGGGCGUGGCCUCCCGCAGGUGAGCCCGGCGACUCCGGUUUCCCUGAAACUUCUCUGGCCCUGGGGAGGCGAGCGCAGAGGCUCGGACUAGCGGCAGGCGGGAGGCUGGCCUUCUGUCGGUGCGGCGAGUGGAGUUCCGAGUUUUGAACCCGUGGCGGCGGAUCCCUGCCCGCCCGGCUUGGGGGCUGCGGGAAGGAUGCGCAGCCUGAGCGCGGCGUGGCUGCUGGCGGGUGCCAUCCUGCUGGCGGCCUCCGUCUCCUGCAAUCGCACGGUCCAAGGAGCCAAAAGACCCUCUGGAGGAAGAAGUCUUAUUGGGAAGGUCGACAACCCAUCUCCAGUCCCUGGAAAAGGAGUUACAGGGGACUCAGGCCUCUCCGUGGAUGAGCUUUCUGCAUCUGUUCUCACUGGAAAAUUGACUACCGUCUUUCUUCCAAUUGUGUACACAGUUGUUUUUGUGAUUGGUUUGCCAAGUAAUGGCAUGGCCCUGUGGGUCUUUCUAUUCCGAACCAAGAAGAAGCACCCAGCUGUGAUUUACAUGGCCAAUCUGGCCUUGGCCGACCUCCUCUCUGUCAUCUGGUUCCCCUUGAAGAUUGCCUAUCACAUACAUGGCAACAACUGGAUUUAUGGGGAGGGUCUUUGCAAGGUGCUCAUCGGCUUUUUCUACGGCAACAUGUACUGUUCCAUUCUCUUCAUGACCUGUCUCAGCGUGCAGAGGUAUUGGGUCAUUGUGAACCCCAUGGCCCAUGGCAGGAAGAAGGCAAACCUUGCUAUUGGUGUCUCCCUGGGCAUCUGGCUGCUGAUCCUGCUGGUAACCAUCCCCUUGUAUGUGGUGAGGCAGACCAUCUUCAUCCCAGCUCUUAACAUCACCACCUGUCACGAUGUUCUGCCUGAGUAUGUGUUGGUGGGAGACAUGUUCAAUUACUUCCUGUCUCUGGCCAUUGGAGUCUUUCUGUUCCCAGCCCUCCUCACGGCCUCCGCCUACGUGCUGAUGAUCAGGAUGCUGCGAUCCUCGGCCAUGGAUGAAAACUCAGAAAGGAAGAGGCAGAGGGCCAUCAAGCUCGUGAUCACCGUCCUGGCCAUGUACCUGAUCUGCUUCACGCCUAGUAACCUUCUGCUCGUGGUACAUUAUUUCCUGAUUAAAAGCCGAGGCCAGAGCCACGUCUAUGUCCUGUACAUUGUAGCCCUCUGCCUCUCCACCCUCAACAGCUGCAUCGACCCCUUUGUCUAUUACUUUGUUUCACAAGAUUUCAGGGAUCAUGCAAAGAACGCUCUCCUCUGUCGUAGUGUCCGGACUGUAAAGCAGAUGCAAGUAUCCCUCAGCUCAAAGAAAUUCUCCAGGAAAUCUAGCUCUUACUCUUCAAGUUCAACCAGUGUUAAAGUCUCCUACUGAGUUUUUCAGGCCCCCGAUGGAAGUUGUACAGCUGGAUGCAGAGCCUGCCUGAUCUUACGGAGAUGUGUCUGUUAUUGCCUAAACAAGUGGGUCUCACCACAGACCAUGUGUGGACAAGAUCUCUCAGGAUUGCUAGAAGCUUCCCUGUUUGUGUUAUAAAAGUCUCCCAAAUUAAUACAGAUGUCAGUUUCUGAGGUCCCUGACACCCCCACCCCCAGCCUGGAAGCUUCUUCUGAGUGUACAGUCACUCCUGUCAGAUCAGAUGCGGCGUUAGGUUCUCAGAGGAGCCUGGCCUGUGUGAAGGAUCUGGGUUGGUGAUCCUCACCCUUAGGAGAAUCUAAUGCAGCCCCCAAUCCCCCAAUUUUUCAGGGAAAAAUUGUUUUCCCUGAAACCAGUCCCUGGUGCCAAAAAGGUUAGAACUUCACUGCUUCAAGCAGAUGCUUCCAGAAACCAAACUAACAGAAGUAGGCUUUUCAGAAGGUGGCAAAAAGACAGCACCCCAGUGACUUAACAAAAACUAGGCUUGGCAUAAGUCUGAGGUGUUUUUUUCCUUUGGUUUUUGUUUGUUUGUUUUUGUUUUUUUUUGAGACAGAGUCUCACUCAGUUGCCCUGGAGUUAAGUGCUGCGCCAUUAUGCUCAUAGCAACCUCAAACUCUUGGGCUCAAGUGAUUCUCUUGCCUCAGCCUCCCAAGUAGCUGGAACUACAGGUAUCUGCCACAAUGCCCGGCUAUUUUUAGAUGGGAUCUCACUCUUGCUCAGGCUGGUCUUGAACCCCUGAGCUCAGGCAAUCCACCUGCCCCAGCCUCCCAGAGUGCUGAGAUUAUAGGAGUAGCACUCUGGCCUUGAAGUCUAACUUCUUAUCUGAAACUAUUUCUUUUGCAUCUGGUGUUAUUCAUAGUAUUGUUCGGGCUUGAUGGCCCUCUGGGAUAAACAGUCCAAUUGACUGACUUUACCAAUGAGGAAACUAAAGAGGUAAACAAACUGUCUAGCGUCAGGUUUCCAAUCAAUAGCAGUUAGUUUGGAUGGACAGUAGAAUUCAAACGUUCAGUGAGCUGGGUUCAUGUACCCUGCUUUACACAUCAAAAUCCUUGUGGAGCUUGUUAAGAAUGUAGGUUCCUCAGAUUCAGUAAUGGAAGCUCAGGCUCUGGGAAGAGGGCCCAGGAUCUUCAGGUUACAAGCCUGUGUGGCAUUUAUGCACCAAAGGUUUGAGAACCACUGGUCUGAGUGCUGUUUCUAUUUGACAAGCGGCCAUGAUAAUUUUGGGAUUGGGGGGGCACAGGGAGGAGCAAACAAUGUUUUCUGUCUUGUAUCUUUAGCUUUUUAUCUGUUUGUUGACUUACCAGGACUUUACUUAUUAUUAAUCCUUUGCUCUUAUGUGUCUUGUUAUUACUUAAAGAAAAGUACAAUGAGGAUUUUAAACAUGUACAUAGAGCUGGGCAUGGUGGCUCACACCUGUAAUCCUAGCACUCUGGGAGGCCGAGGCAGGUGGAUUGCCUGAGCUCACAGGUUCGAGACCAGCCUGAGCAAGAGCAAGACCCUGUCUCUAAAACUAGCCGGGCGUUGUGGUGGGCGCCUGUAGUCCCAGCUACUCGGGAGGCUGAGGCAAGAGAAUCACUUAAGCCCAAGAGUUUGAGGUUGCUGUGAGCUAUGAUGCCAUAGCACUUUAUCAAGAGCAACAAAGUAAGACUCUGUCUCAAGAGAUUUUAAAAAAAAACAAAAACAUGUACAUACAAAUUUUGUAUAACUUUUUACAGACUUCAGUGAAAUUUUUAGGUAGUUUAAAUAAUAGAUUGUUUUGCAACUGAGAAUAGCAUUUACCACUGAGUAUUUUUUUCUUUUUCUUUCUUUUUUUUUUGAGACAGAGCCUCAAGCUGUCCCCCUGGGUAGGGUGCUAUGGCAUCACAGCUCACAGCAACCUCCAACUCCUGGGCUCAAGCGAUUCUCCUGCCUUCACCUCCCAAGUAGCUGGGACUACAGGCGCCCGCCACAACGCCCGGCUAUUUUAUGGUUGCAGCCGUCAUUGUUAUUUGUGGAUUCAAACCCGCCAACUCAGGUGUUAUGUGGCUGGCACCUUAGCCACUUGAGCCACAGGAGCCAAGCCUACUACUGAGUAUUUUUAAAAAUUAUUUUUGGAAUAUUUAUUGUUGGUUUCGUUCACUUGUUAUCAAACAUGAAAUCAUAAAGUCACAGGAUUUGGACAACAUUCCUUUGGAACAUUGCAGUAAAAGUAAAUGCAUUUGCAAUACACACACUUCAGAGGUUCUUGACUCCAAACUGACUUUAUACAAUUGUUGUAUUUGUGACUUUUAAAAAUAAUUAUUUUAUUAUAUGAUUGAUCUGUAAAUAACACAAUUUCUUUUUUACAACUGAUUUCCGAGUUUUGUGUUUGGGGAGGGAGGGAGAGAAAGGAACCGAGAGCAUCAUUCUUUCUUCUCUCUCUCUCUCUCUCUUUUUUUUUUUCAUUCUUCUAAGUGGAAAUGACAUAAUGCUCACACCAUCCUCUGUGACUACUGUUCUUCAUUUAACAACGUUUUAGAAUUCUUUCCACAAUAUUUCCACACUUCUGUCUACAGCCUGGCCAUUUUUAAAGGGUACAGAUUAUUUAAUAUUUUGGAUACAUCGCAUUGAAAUGUAUGUAGUUGUUUCUUUUCCAGUGGCUCCUUAAGUUGUCACCACCCGGUCCUUUUGGCUAUUAAAACAGUGCUCCAUUGAAUCACUGACAACUUUGGGAAUAUUUUUGUAACAAUAAGUUCGUGGAACAACAAUAAAAAAAGAAUAAGUUCCUGAAAAUAGACUAGCCAGGUCCAAAGUUAGAUGGCCAUUUCAAAUUUUGAUAACACUUCCCAAAUUGCCUUCAGUAAGGUAUACUUCUACUAAAAUAUUAUGUUUGCACCUGUUGCCUCACAUGCUCAUGCACACUCCAUGUUUUGAAAUGUUGCCAAUCUGAUUGGGGGGAAAAUCUCAUGGUUGCUUUAAUUUGUGUUGAAGCAGCAGCCAGCAUGGGGGGUGCAGGUCCUGAGCCAGACUGCUCCACUUCUCACUUUAGGGAAGUUGGUGUUACCUGAGGGAAGAUACUUCUCAGUUUCCUUUCUCAUAAAAUGAAGAUAAGAGUACCUUCUUCAUUUAGUUAUAUGCAGAUAAAAUAUUCAACCCAUUUAUGUGCUCUUGGUAUUUUGUUUAGCAUCAUUACUGUUACUCCCUGACUGCUGGUGUGACCUUUGCCCGGUUUCACUUCCAGGCCACUUUGCUUUCUUUGUCUGCUCUGUUCAGUCUCCUAGUGAGGUUGUCCUUAUUUUACAG